AUGGAUGUGUCUCACAUUCUUUUAGGACGCCCGUGGCUAUAUGACCAUGAUGUCACUAUCCAGGGCCGAGCAAACAACCACAUCUUCAAGCAUGAGGGCAAGACCAUCUUACUUCGUCCUGUGAAGCUUGAGCCUAAAGCAAAGGGUCCAGCCCCCACGAAAGGAUCCACCUCUAAGCCUAUCAACCUUCACCUCCUUACGGAGAAGCAGUUCAUCGAAGAAAGUAGAGAGGUUGAUGUCAUCCUUGCCGUUGUUUCCAAAGUCCUCUCUCCUCCUACACCAACACCUGACAGCCUUCCAAAAGAAGUGACCCAACUCUUGGAUGAGUUUAAAGAUGUUACACCUGAGGAGUUACCUCCUGACUUGCCACCCAUGAGGAACAUCCAGCACGCGAUCGAUUUGGUUCAGGAUCACAGCUCCCCAGCCUUCCACACUAUAGGAUGA
Molecule: messenger RNA, 444 nt
Organism: Neltuma alba
Lineage: Eukaryota; Viridiplantae; Streptophyta; Magnoliopsida; Fabales; Fabaceae
Exons: 1
Coding region: 1-444 (147 amino acids)
Source: RefSeq, a predicted model, not a curated record